This is a messenger RNA of Petromyzon marinus (sea lamprey), 4493 nucleotides long. NCBI's taxonomy places the organism in Eukaryota, Metazoa, Chordata, Hyperoartia, Petromyzontiformes, Petromyzontidae. The record is from RefSeq and is a predicted model, not a curated record.
ACUUGCAAACACUGUACACGAAUUCUACAUCCUGCAUAUUUUGUUGAAUUGCAUUCAGAUCGCAGUGAAUAAGUCGAAACAGCAUACGUCAGAUUAUCUACAAUUACAGGUUCAUCAUUGGGGUGCUGCUGGUAUAAACUGUUCAUAAAUUACCGAUCAAAACACUAGUAGUGGCCUUCACGGAGACGAUGUCCAUUGUGACACCACACCAUGAGUUACUCAACCCAGCGCGGGUAAGAGUCGAGUCUCAACUCGACCGCGUCUGGUGAAUCUCUCCUCAUUGCGCCACAUCGUGAGCGACACGUCAACCGACAGCAGCAGCAUCUUAAACAGUUUAAGGUAACCACCGGGCGCUUCCGUGCGCCCCGAGAGAUUGUUGCAGUGCCGUGUUUUCAGAGUAACCAGGCAACUGCCCAGCAACGGUAUUGGGGCGUCAAAGCGCCCUUCACAAUAAGCUCAACACUUUUCACUGACAGAGCUCCCACCCCCUUGGGUAACCCAAGCUCACACGGGACUGCCAUACGUAUAUACACGUGACCCUCGGAACAACACAAAGGCAUAAUGUGUCGACACACGAUGCACGGCUCUCCAUUGGCUGCUGGAGAAUGCGUCACUGUCGGAUGGAACCAGUGCGGUCGCCUAUUUAUAUUUUCAGUGACCCCCGCAUCAUUAUGCGCACACUUUAAGCACAGCAGGACGUGUCAGGCAACAUGCGUUGACAGCACGCGGCACGUGUGUGUGUGUGUGGGGCUCUGAGUUACAUAGCCCGUAUUGAUUUUUUUUGGCGCUUAGGAUUUAAUUGAAAUGAGCAUUAAUAUUUUACACAGCACGUGUUGGGUCCAACAAGUGCUGUGUAAAUAUUCGAAAACAAAUAAUAGCACGGGGUUGUUAAGGACAGAAUAAGGCGUAAAGUUACCAAACAAAUACCCGAACAAUUGGUGUUGAGUACGGUUUUCUGGUUUACUUUGAUGGGCGUUUAAAAUGUCAGGGAAAAUCGCUUAAUGGGAUAAGUCUUACAUAAUAGCUUACGCAAUGGAGCGCGUAACAAUUAAAGUACCCAUUACAGUUUAUAUAUAUAAAACACGUACAUAGUGUAUCAAUUAAGGGAUAAUCAAUCGUAAAGUAGACACAAUUGGCCUAGGCACGUGUAGUCCGACUUGCGUUUGCGUGCGCGCGUGUCCAGGCGGCUUCGCUCUACGGGCAGGUGCGCGGGGCAGGUGGACACACGCAAUGUCGUCGGGUGGUGUCGGUGGCACACAAUCCGCCAGCGUCUGCCUGGCCAGCUUCCUCGUAGCGGUCACCGGGUGGAUCGGCGCGUGCGUGACCUCGGGACUGGCCCAGUGGCGCGUGUCCCAGCAAGAGGAUGGCGCCACAGAGGCGGUGUGGGUGGGCAUCUGGAGGGCCUGCGUUCUCGGACCGACGUCGGCCGUCAGACUCCGCUGCUACCAUUUCCAGCUGGACGCAGCCCCUCCGGAGGUGAUCGCCGGCCAGGUGCUCAUGACGCUGGGGAUGCUGGUCGGCGUCGCGGGCAAGGUGGUGACCACCGCCGGCCUCCGCUUCAUCUUCUUCGGCCACGAGGGCGAGGGAUCGUCGCACGCCUGCGCGCUGGCCGGAGGCGCCCUCUUCUGCGUCGCCUCGCUGGUGACGACGGUGCCCCUCGCCUGGCACGCGUACGCCGUUAACACGCGCCAGGACAUCGCGCUGCCCGCCAACCUCACGAGCCGGGCGCUGCAGCUCGGCUUGCCGCUGGCGGAGGCGCAGGUCCACGGCGCGGCCAUCUACCUGGGGCUCUGCUCGGCGCUGCUCAUGUUCGCCGGGGGAGCCGGCGUGGCCUCGUACUACAGGACGCUGAGGCAGCGGCUGAAGGUCCACCCGUGCUUCAGGGACGGGCGCUCGGCCAGGUCGUCCGUGGCGACGCCUUUCUCCUUCUCGCAGCCGAACAGUCGCCUCCCGUCGCGACCGUGCAGCCCCGGGGGCUCUCCCGUCCACGAGCCCACGGGCACGGCGGCGCAGAGGUCGUCACAGAGGUGCGAUCCGCGCGACAGGCAGGAGGGAGCGUCCUUGCAGAUGUCUCGUCUCUCCGACCAACAGCGGCGUGUGUUCGCCGACAACUCCAGCAACUCGGAGCAGAGGUCCUCCGUGCCAAACCCUGGCCACGCCAGUCAACCGGGGCACAUUUCCUCGCUGAGCCCUGGCGACGAGGGACGGGAGUCUUCCCAAAAUGCAGAGUAUUGCAGCGAGCAGGAGCAGGUGACAUCCCCGGACCGUGCGCCCGAGUGGGUGGGUGUCGGGUAGGGGAGCCCACGCUACUCAAUGUAAACCCAACACGUGCCAGAUUUAGUACCAGUCCUUUUGUUUGUGCAGCUCUGCCGGUGCUGGUGGAGCUGGUGCCGGCAAUAUGAGGAGUUUUUUUUUGUAUAGCCUUGUGAGCCAUUCGGCUCUUGAAUCGGGUGCAACCACAACAAACAAAAAAAACAAAAACACGAACAAGAAAAACAUCUUAAAGUGACUAUAUGACUGUGCAAACAGAAAAUCAAUGAAAAAAACAGCAAAAUAUUCCUGAAAAAAGCACCGUACACCAGGUGGAGCGGUCAGCACAACGCGCUGUGAACCCGGCGAUCUGAGAUCGAUUGCGGGCCACGGCAAACUUAAGCGACGAGUGAUCAUAUCUGAAUCCGUCCUGUGGGUUUUCUGCCUUCACCAAACAUAUACUGUCAAUUGUGGUGAAGUAUGGUCAAACAAUCCGCCAUGACCAACAAGGUGUGGGCAAGCAUUCAUUCAGCAGUAGAAUGACAAAGGGUUAUUCGUUGUUUAUAUGAUUGUCGUUAUACAUGUGAUUUGGGCAUUAUAGCCAAACUGAUAUUUACGUAUUAUUUACUUACAUCUGUAACAAUUUCAUACAACACAUAUUAAACUGGAUAUAUGUUAAUUGUGAUACAUAUUGAAUCUGUGUCCCUACAUAUAGUAUAUAGAAUGUGUUUGUAAAGGUAAAAAAAUAUAUGCAACAUAAAACAAGCAGUAUUCUGAAUUAUUAUAGAUUGUUGGGUUAGGCCAUGUAAUGAUCUUUACCUUCACCGCCCGAGAUCCAAACACAUUCAAUUGCCACGUGAAUCAACGUUCACGGGCCAGUCGUGAUCGUUUUAGCUCACCGUGGGCACGUUCACAAUUCUCACAGCCGUCGCUAAAUUCAGAUUUGAGAAUGUGUCUGUGGGAAUAGAUCAUUGAUAACUGUACUGUACAAACUGUUCUUCAACUUAACGGUGGGUGAGCUCCAACUAUGACAACGUGAGCGUAAAUUUGGCUCUAUCAUUACGCAGACUAACCCAAAACAUAGUUUAUGAAUAACAUAAAAAAUAUAUAUAUUGGUUGUAAUAAUCUACGCGUGAAGUCGGCAAUACCCGCCAUGCAGGGUAUAACAACCUGUGGGUGUAACAACCUACAGGUGUAACAACCUGCAGGUUAUUACACCCUGCAGGUGUAACAACCUCGUGUAAAAUACGGGGUGCACUCUCGUGAUGUACGCGUGAACCCGGCGAUACGCGAGGUAUGUCAGAGAUGUGUGUGUGCACCUCAUUGUAGAAUGCGCUCAGCAUGAAGAGCGAAGAGCUGACGUCAUCUCCCCUGUCGCUCGCUCUCUUCCCUCUUCCCUUGCCGCCCCUCCACCCGUUGCCGCCCCUCCCCGAUGGCCCAGAGGAGUCGUGACCUCCCAGGGUCGUGAUCUCCCAGAGUCGUGAUCUCCCAGAGUCGUGACCUCCCAGAGUCGUCAUCCCCCAGAGUCGUGAUCUCCCAGAGUCGUGAUCUCCCAGAGUCGUGACCUCCCAGAGUCGUCAUCCCCCAGAGUCGUGACCUCCCAGAGUCGUGACCUCCCAGAGUCGUGACCUCCCAGAGUCGUGAUCUCCCAGAGUCGUGACCUCCCAGAGUCGUGAUCUCCCAGUGUCGUGAUCUCCCAGAGUCGUGACCUCCCAGAGUCGUGACCUCCCAGGGUCGUGAUCUCCCAGAGUCGUGAUCUCCCAGAGGAGUCGUGAUCUCCCAGAGUCGUGAUCUCCCAGAGUCGUGACCUCCCAGGGUCGUGACCUCCCAGAGUCGUGACCUCCCAGGGUCGUGAUCUCCCAGAGUCGUGACCUCCCAGAGUCGUGACCUCCCAGAGUCGUGAUCUCCCAGAGUCGUGAUCUCCCAGAGUCGUGACCUCCCAGUGUCGUGAUCUCCCAGCGUCGUGAUCUCCCAGAGUCGUGACCUCCCAGGGUCGUGAUCUCCCAGAGUCGUGACCUCCCAGAGUCGUGACCUCCCAGGGUCGUGAUCUCCCAGAGUCGUGACCUCCCAGAGUCGUGAUCUCCCAGAGUCGUGACCUCCCAGGGUCGUGAUCUCCCAGAGUCGUGAUCUCCCAGAGUCGUGAUCUCCCAGAGUCGUGAUCUCCCAUAGUCGCCCCUCUCAUCGCGGUCACUCAUUCCUCGUCCCCUUCGGGGCCGUCCAUAAAUGACGUCACGCACCUGGGG